Molecule: messenger RNA, 870 nt
Organism: Aspergillus nidulans FGSC A4
Lineage: Eukaryota; Fungi; Ascomycota; Eurotiomycetes; Eurotiales; Aspergillaceae
Exons: 4
Coding region: 1-870 (289 amino acids)
Source: RefSeq, a predicted model, not a curated record
AUGUCUCUAACCCGCGCCACCUCCUUCAAACGCAUCACCGUCCGAGUUAUUGGAAUAAUGAAGACUCCUCAAUGCGGGCUCUUCUUGGGCGGCCCCCGGGAGCAAGUGACCUUCGAGCGCAGCCAGACUAUCGCUUGUUCGAAACUGCGCGAGCUUUUCACGAUGCCAAAGGGAGACUAUGGAUUCCUCUUUGAAAUACCGCUGUCUGGGGCUCUAUAUGACACACUCACCGGUCCAAAGCACGAGUACCAUGCCUAUCGUGUGGAGGUAUUGGUAGAUCGUUUGAUGUGGCCUAACCUGGUCAUAUCGAAGCCGCUGAGGGUACAUCGAUAUCCCAUGUUGAGUACUGGGCUAGGGUUGGCCAAGACCGUCAAAAGCUGCUCCCGCCACGACCUAGAUUAUCACUUUUCCAUCCCUGACACACUCGUUCCACACGGCUCUGUGUUCCCGGUCGAAUGCUGGUUCAGGCUAUCAGAAGGCGUAACUGUAUCGGAUCUCACAGUCCGCGUGAUUGAACGUCAUCGACUCUGCUUUACUGCGACAGCAACUCAGGCCGCGCAGUAUGAUAUCCAUUGUAUAAGGUCAGAUGCACACCAUGUCAUCGUGGAAGAAAAAUACAGCUAUGAUGAUCGUCCAAUACUGCCUGAGGACAUGAAUGUUCAGCAGAUCAGUGUGCCAGUGCGUCUGCCCACUGGAGAAGGUACCUGUUCACAAAGCUACUCCUCAAGGAAUAUUCAGAUUGAGCAUGUGCUUGUCAUCGAGGCGGAAUCGAGGAACAAGGACGGGGAAUCGAACACGAGGCUCAGAGGCUCCACAAACAUGAAGCUGAAGAGGAUCGGUCUCCUCCGACCUACGAACGGCACCAAUUAG